AUGCGCGGGGAAGUCUGCCACCUGCACAUCGGGCAGGCUGGCACCCAGCUGGGCAAUGCUGCCUGGGAAUUGUAUCUUCUCGAGCAUGGUCUGAAGGCUGAUGGCCGUCCUGACCCUGAUGCCAAUGUCGGUGACCCUGGAUCCUUCGAGACCUUCUUUACCGAGACGAGUGGCAACAAACACGUCCCUCGUUCCAUCUUCGUGGACCUGGACCCGUCCCCUAUCGACGAAAUCCGAACUGGCAAAUACCGACAACUCUUCCAUCCGGAACUCUUGAUCAGUGGCAAAGAAGAUGCAGCAAACAAUUAUGCUCGAGGUCAUUACACGGUUGGCAAAGAGCUGGUUGACGACGUGCUGGACAAGAUCCGCCGUGUCGCAGACAACUGUUCGUCCUUGCAAGGUUUCUUGAUCUUCCACUCAUUCGGGGGUGGUACAGGAUCUGGCUUUGGCGCCCUCCUCCUCGAGCGACUUUCAGUCGAUUACGGCAAGAAGUCCAAGUUGGAAUUUGCCGUGUACCCGGCCCCUCAAGUCUCAUCGUCUGUGGUUGAACCCUACAAUGCGGUCCUCUCUACGCACAGCACCAUCGAGCAUGCUGACUGCACAUUCCUGGUGGACAAUGAAGCUGUCUAUGACAUCUGCCGCCGCAACUUGGACAUCCCUCGACCAGACUACGAGCACUUGAAUCGCCUUAUCGCUCAAGUUGUGUCCUCGGUCACAUCGUCCUUGCGCUUUGAUGGGGCCUUGAAUGUCGACUUGAACGAAUUCCAAACCAACUUGGUCCCGUAUCCUCGCAUCCAUUAUCCAUUGAUCAGCUACGCCCCAGUUAUUUCGACGAAGCGCUCCUCCCAUGAGAGCUUCAAAGUUCAAGACCUCACUUUACAGUGCUUCGAGCCUCAAAACCAGAUGGUGGUCUGUGACCCACGUAAUGGCAAAUACAUGGCUGUUGCACUUCUCUACCGUGGUGAUGUUGUUCCUCGCGACACAAAUGCUGCUAUUGCUUCGCUCAAGGCCAAAUCCAGCUUCCACUUAGUUGACUGGUGUCCCACUGGGUUCAAAGUCGGAAUCAACUACCAACCACCUAUGCCUGUUCCCGGAGGAGAAUUGGCAAAAGUUGACCGCUCAGUCAGCAUGCUCUCCAACACCACCGCCAUUGCCGAAGCUUGGAGCCGACUUGAUCACAAGUUUGAUCUCAUGUACUCUAAGCGUGCAUUCGUUCAUUGGUAUGUUGGUGAGGGUAUGGAGGAAGGCGAGUUCUCCGAAGCCAGAGAGGAUCUGGCUGCUCUGGAGAAGGACUAUGAGGAAGUCGCCAGCGACAGCGUGGAGGUCGAAGAUGACGAUGGCGCCGAGUACUGA
Capronia epimyces CBS 606.96 is the source of this 1353-nucleotide messenger RNA. Its product is annotated as tubulin alpha-2 chain. Gene Ontology annotation, molecular function: GTP binding; structural constituent of cytoskeleton. Bases 1 to 1353 code for a protein of 450 amino acids. Gene Ontology annotation, cellular component: cytoplasm; microtubule. Gene Ontology annotation, biological process: mitotic cell cycle; microtubule cytoskeleton organization. The record is from RefSeq and is a predicted model, not a curated record. The transcript is spliced from 5 exons. Lineage: Eukaryota; Fungi; Ascomycota; Eurotiomycetes; Chaetothyriales; Herpotrichiellaceae.